AUGACUUUGAUGAAGAUCAAGUUUACCUUCCAGAAGAGGGUACGCUUGGCCCAGGGUCUAUGGCUGCUCUCCUGGGCGGCCAUGUUCUCGGGGGUGGUCGUCUUCUCCAUGGGGGUGUUCCUGAAGACAGAACUCCUCCGCAGAUCUGAGGUGAUGCACACUGAUGACAUCCAUGUGGUGCCCAACCUGCUGAUGUUAGUGGGACUGGCAUCAGUGGGCAUUAACCUGUGCGCGGGCCGAAUCUGUCAGGACUCCAUGGAUGUGGCCCGCUUUGCCCGUUGGAAGACCUUCCUCACUCCUUUCUUUAUCGGGUCUCUGCUGUUCACCACCAUGUUGCUGGUGACCAUGAUAUUGAGCUAUGCCUUACAGUCCAGCCUGGAGGAGUCCCUGAAGAUAGGACUGAAGAAUGGCAUCCGCUUCUACAAGGACACGGACACCCCAGGCCGUUGCUUCCAGAAGCAGACCAUUGACCAUCUGCAGAUGGAGUUACAAUGCUGUGGCAACAACAACUUCAGGGACUGGUUCGAGGUGCAGUGGAUCAACAACCGCUACUUAGACUUCACCUGCAAGGAAGUGAAAGAUCGUGUGCGGAGCAAUGUGGACGGCCGCUACCUGAUGGACGGCGUCCCCUUCAGCUGCUGCAACCCGGCGUCUCCGCGGCCCUGCAUCCAGGAGCACAUCCUGGACAACACGGCGCACCACAACUACGACUACCAGAGCGAGGAGCUCAACCUCUACAAGCGGGGCUGCCGCGAGGCCCUUGUCAGCUACUACAUCGGCCUCAUGAACACCAUCGGCCCUGGUGUCCUCUCCGUAUUCAUGGUUCAGAUGUCCAUGCUGGCGAGUCUGCGGUACCUGCAGACGGCCAUGGUUGGGGUGGAGGCGGAGGACAUGGAGGUGGAGACCGAGGGCUACAUCCUGGAGAAGGGGCUGAAGGAGACGCUGGAGGAGGCCAAGGAGAACCUGAAGAUGCUCCUGCACCUUAACAAAGGCCAGGUGGAGGACGAGUCCGCGGAGACGGAAGGAGACGCAGAGGCAGGGGCCUCCGAGUAG
Sardina pilchardus (European sardine) is the source of this 1053-nucleotide messenger RNA. RefSeq names its product retinal outer segment membrane protein 1b (gene rom1b). Lineage: Eukaryota; Metazoa; Chordata; Actinopteri; Clupeiformes; Clupeidae. Gene Ontology annotation, biological process: visual perception. Gene Ontology annotation, cellular component: plasma membrane. Bases 1 to 1053 code for a protein of 350 amino acids. The record is from RefSeq and is a predicted model, not a curated record. The transcript has 5 exons.